ACUUUUGUUUUGAAUAUGUGGCAGAUAUGAUUCCUGCAUGAUCCAACUGAAGCGACAGGGUUUGUGGGGUGUGCAUUAACAAGUAACAUGGUGCGUUUUUUCAAGAAUCCAGAUGAUUCAUGGAGCCAUGAGGUAGCAGUGUCAGUGAAAUCAUUGAAGGUGAAGAAUUGGAUUCUUCCUGAAAUGCCCGGACUCAUUACUGAUUUUCUGAUCUCACUGGAUGACCGGUUCCUAUACUUGGCCAAUUGGCUGCAUGGUGACAUUAGACAGUAUAACAUUGAAGACCCAGCAAACCCUAAGCUGGCAGGGCAAGUCUGGGUGGGUGGAUUGAUACGAAAAGGAAGCUCUGUACUUGCAGAAGCCAAAGAUGGCACAACAUUCCAGGUCGAUGUCCCAGAUAUUCAGGGAAACAAGCUGAGAGGAGGGCCGCAGAUGAUACAGUUGAGUCUAGAUGGGAAGAGGCUAUACGCAACAAACUCCCUCUACAGUACCUGGGACAAACAAUUCUAUCCAGACCUUGUGGAGAAAGGGUCCCACAUUAUACAGAUUGACGUGGAUAGUGAAAAAGGGGGUCUUUCCGUCAACCCAAACUUCUUUGUGGACUUUGGAACUGAACCCGAUGGUCCAGCCUUGGCUCAUGAAAUGAGGUAUCCUGGGGGUGACUGCACAUCUGAUAUCUGGGUUUAAAAGCAGGUACCAUAUAUAGAACUAAUAAUGCCAAGAAUAAUGAAGGCUUGCCUUUUCGGCAAUGGUAUAUUUAUUGGCUUCGCCUGCUUGUUGAGUUACACUUGUAACAAUUGUAUGUGAAAUAAUGGGAUGGCAUAUUG
This is a messenger RNA of Cuscuta campestris, 827 nucleotides long. The record is from the annotation of a GenBank genome assembly. Lineage: Eukaryota; Viridiplantae; Streptophyta; Magnoliopsida; Solanales; Convolvulaceae.